CACCUAUAAGCAGUCAUGUAGCCCUCUCUUUCCCGCACCAAAAUUCCCAUUUCUCUGAGUCUCUCUGCAAAAACCCACCAUCCUGUGCAAUGAUAAUCCCACCGGAUUCCAACUUUCCUUCCGGUUCACAAUCCUCAAUCUUUAUUCCUCCACAAUAUUCCAACAAUUUUACCUAUCAAAUUCCCUAUGAAUCCAACCCCACUAACCCAAUUUGGUCUUUUCCUCAACCGGUGGUUCCCUCGGCAGUAGCCGCCGCGGAUCCCGCCUGUCACCCACCCGGCACCGACCCGUAUGACUAUUCGGGCUUGUACCCGUGGACCCGUGUCGGAUUCCAAGGUCAGACGCCUUUUGGUGAAGACCCAAAUAUCCGUCCGCAGAACUGGGUUGCCAAGCAAGCUGAACCUGUUCGAUAUGAAGCUUCUUUCAAAUCCUUGAAUGAGUGUAUGUCUGUGCACGCAAUGGCCUCGAAUUCUUUGUGGAAUAGCAGUUGGACAAAUCAACCUUUGGAAAAUACUGCUACCAUGAACACUCCACAACCAACUGUGGUUGUCCAGUCCCUGCGGUGUGAUGUCUGUGAUAUCUAUUGUACUAGCAAACCAAUUUAUGAGACACACAUAGCGGGAAAGAAACACCAGAAGAAAGUCGCAAUGCAACAUAAUCCCGGUGUGACUGCUGGUUCAGAAUUGGAAACAAAGAGGCGUAAGAUUUUGAGGGGCGGUUCAACAGUUGAUUCUGUGAGGGUUUGCACCAUAUGCAACAUUACUUGCAAUAGCGAAGAAGUUUAUAAUAAGCAUCUAUAUGGAAAAAGGCACAAGGCUCAGGCUAGCUUAAUGGCUCUAGAUGGCGGGCCAUAUAUUGCUGCAGUUGGAUCUCAGUUCAAUGGAGUAUGGAAGAAAGACCCAAAUAAAGUCAAGCUUGUUCAAUCUGCAUGGUGUGAAGUUUGCAAAAUCAAUUGUAACAGCAACGAUGCCUACGUUGCGCACCUAAUUGGAAAGAAACAUAAGAAGAACUUGGAGCAACUGGGAAAGUCCAAGAAUGAUGGGAGUGCAGCUGCAACAAAUGCGAUAAUUGGGCCAACGAAAAACCCAGGAGCAGAGUCAUUAAAGGCUUCCCAGCUACAGGUUCCAAAAGAAGACUUGGAGACAAAGAAGAAAAAGGUCAUAUAUGGAGGAGCAACAGCUAGUGCGGUCAGAACGUGUACUGUGUGCAAUGUGGUGUGCAAUAGCCAGACAGUUUUUAGUUCUCAUCUUGCCGGUCAGAAGCACGUUGCUAUGGUUAAGAAGCAAGCAGAAGCUGAAGUAGCAACUACAGGCCUAUUACUGCGUCCUAAAACUCAGAAUUCUGCUUUGAAAUAAGUUUCGGAUUUCUAAUUGCUACUUCGGCUUCUACUUGUUUCUUAACCAUAGCAGCAUGCUUCUUACUGGCAAGAUGAGAACUAAAAAUUGUCUGGCUAUUGCACACGAUACAUGUUCUGACCGCACUAGCUGUUGCUCCUCCACAUAUGACCUUUUUUUCUUUGUCUCCGAGUCUUCUUUUGGCACCUGCGGUUGGGAAGGUGGUUAAUAGGCAAUUAUAUAUUUUUCUUACACAUUUUUCUUCUUUGACACAACUAUAUUAUUUCUAUCCUUUAAUUUUCCCUUAAUUUACUCAAUAUAAAAAUUAGAAAUAAA
Pyrus x bretschneideri (Chinese white pear) is the source of this 1670-nucleotide messenger RNA. Its product is annotated as zinc finger RNA-binding protein. NCBI's taxonomy places the organism in Eukaryota, Viridiplantae, Streptophyta, Magnoliopsida, Rosales, Rosaceae. The record is from RefSeq and is a predicted model, not a curated record. Gene Ontology annotation, molecular function: nucleic acid binding; zinc ion binding. The coding region runs from base 90 to 1355 and encodes 421 amino acids. The transcript has 3 exons.